ACCAUAACAAUUACUUUGUGACAUUUUAAAGUUCAAAUUCUCAAAACAAUUAUUAAGUAACAUUGCUAUACAACACCGUCCAGCCCACGCAGACGCUUUGAGUAAAAACCAAAAGCUCUCAUCAAAGUCAAAGAAGUCAAGAAACGAAAACAACAACAAGCAAGAUGAGAAGACUAAAAGAAAUGACCAAAUCUUGAUAUGCCCCCAAAACAAAAAAGAAGUCAAGAGUAUUAACUGCCAUGGAAUGGAAACUAAAGCGUCAUUCGUUGAAGCGAAUGUUGAAGUAAGAUAAAAACAGGCAACAAAAACCGGCUGGCACUCAUUCAGUUCGUUGCUGGUCGACGGAAGUGACGGUUAACGGGAGAAAAGUUUUGUUUUAUUACAAAAAAAAUAUAACGUAAAACCCCCUCGUCGGCGAUAAUCGAUCAAACGGAAUACAUUUCUAUAUAGAAAAAUUUGUUUACAAUGGAGUAUCUACACUAUGCCUAUGAGAAACUAUUCGGUGCCGGCUCCCAGAUCAAUGGCACGCAAUGUUCUAGCCACACACCACGAAAAGUGAUUUGUUUUGGCAAUGUUCUGCUGGAUCGCAUAGUCAAACUAGAAGAUCCGGAAUUACUUAAGCGUUAUGAUCUAAAAAUGGGUUCGAAAGGCGAAAUGGAACUGGAGAAGCUGAACCAACUGGCUUUGGAUGCUGCCAAUAGUUCCCAUUGUCUGACGAAUCCCGGCGGCUCUGCUCUUAAUACAGUUCGAAUCUUAAAGCAAUUGGGUACAGAUGCUUUGUUCUUUGGAGCCGUGGGAGCCGAUAAACAUGCCGAACAAUUGCGUUCGAUAUUCGAAGAACGUGGAAUUGAUGCCAAACUACAGACUGUGGACUCCUCCCAUACUGGACAAUGUGUGUGCCUUAUGUAUAAUGAUAAUCCCACUUUGUAUGCGAAUAUUGGUGCCUCGGCUUUAUAUUCACUUGAGCCAUUCAAACAUGCCGUCAUCCAUGAGGGCGAGACAUUCUUACGUCCAGUGGAACGACGACAAAUUGUAUAUAUCGAAGGUUUCUUUGUGCCCAAGCGUGAAGAAGUCUGUGUUUAUAUAAUGCAUCAUUUGAUUAGAGAACGUCGUCGCAUGGCCUUGAAUCUAAGUGCUCCAUAUAUUGUGAAAAAUCACACUCAGACCAUAAUGCAAUUGGCGUUGAGAGCUUUCUUCAUUUUUGGCAAUCGUCAAGAGUUCGAGGAACUGGUCAAAGCAACGGGUCACACCAGUAUCGAUGAAUUGGCCGAGAAAUUGCUUGAAGGUGGCAAUAUUAAAGUAAUACUUAUCACAAAUGGUUCAAAGGGUGUUCAGAUUAUCACCAACUAUGUGGAAGAACAAUCUGCUGCAGGUCCCAUUAUCUUUGAGGACUAUCGAGCUCAACAGGUGGACGAACUGGUGGAUGCAACAGGUGCUGGUGAUUCAUUUGUGGCUGGUUUCCUACAUGCCUGGCUGGAGAGGCGUUCCCUGAGCGAAAGCAUACGCAUUGCCACAAAUGUGGCCGCCAAAGUGGUCACACAAGUUGGUUGCAAUCUUCCUCAGACAUGAAUUUAUGAUUUUAUUCACCCAUAAUCUCUUUAAUAAGUGAGUGAGCACACACACAAAAUAUGGCACCAAAGUAGACUUUUGUUUGUAUGAAUCUUGUACAUCCAUUUAGUAGUUAGUUCCUUCUCAAAGCAAUGUACUUAGUCAUUAAGCUGAAUAUAUAACAAUCUCGUAUAAAACAAAA
Molecule: messenger RNA, 1750 nt
Organism: Drosophila willistoni
Lineage: Eukaryota; Metazoa; Arthropoda; Insecta; Diptera; Drosophilidae
Gene: Adk3
Product: adenosine kinase
Exons: 3
Coding region: 466-1569 (367 amino acids)
Biological process (GO): purine ribonucleoside salvage
Cellular component (GO): cytosol; nucleus
Molecular function (GO): adenosine kinase activity
Source: RefSeq, a predicted model, not a curated record